Molecule: messenger RNA, 1576 nt
Organism: Scomber scombrus (Atlantic mackerel)
Lineage: Eukaryota; Metazoa; Chordata; Actinopteri; Scombriformes; Scombridae
Product: aminoacyl tRNA synthase complex-interacting multifunctional protein 1-like
Exons: 4
Coding region: 1-951 (316 amino acids)
Molecular function (GO): tRNA binding
Source: RefSeq, a predicted model, not a curated record
AUGGAAGAUAUCUGCUCAAACACUGGCGAGAGGAUGGGUCGCAGUGAGGAGCUCAGUGACUUUCAGCGUGGCACCGUCGUAGGAUGCCACCUGUCUAAAAAGUCAGUGCGUGAGAUUUCAGCCCUGUUAAACCUGCCACGGUCCACAGUGAGCGCCGUUAUUUUGAGGUGGAAACGCGGAGGAAUAACCACGGCUCUGCCUCGGAGCGGCCGACCGCACAAGCUGAAGGAGGAAGACCGUCAAAUGCUGGAGCAGAUCGCGGUGGAAAAGUGUUUGCCCUCAGUAAAUGCUCUCACCACCGAGUUUCAGAGCGCGUCCGGAGUCGACGUGAGCCCCAAGACUAUCCGCCGGGAGCUGCGGGAGAUGGGCUUCCGCGGCAGAGUAUCUACGUAUAACAAGCCUGCAGGAAGGAAGAAAGCAAAGACGAAGCAGGCAGCCGCCUGCCAAGAUGAGGCCCAGAUGGAUGUGUCUCAUCUGGACCUGCGUGUUGGACGUAUAAUCUCAGCCUUGCAGCUUCCAGAAACUGACAGUCUGUACAGGGAGGAGGUCGAUGUUGGAGAGGCUUCUCCGCGGACGGUGGUCAGCGAACUGGGCAAGCAUAUACCUGUAGACCAGAUGCAGGACCGCAUGGCAGUUCUGCUGUGCAACCUGAAACCAGUCAAGAUGAGUGGAGUUGUGUCCCAGGCGAUGGUCAUGUGUGCCAUCUCUCCAGACAAAGUCGAAAUCCUUGAUCCUCCGAGUGGAGCAGCACCAGGGGACAGAGUUACCUUCCAGGGUUUUCCAGGUGAACCCGACAAAGAGCUGAACCCCAGAAAGAAGGUGUGGGAGCAGGUUCAGCCUGAUUUACGCACAGAUGGCCAAUGUGUCGCAACCUACAGGGGAGCUGCCUUUCAAAUCGAUGGCAAGGGAGUGUGCAGAGCCCAAACCAUGAGCAACAGUGAAAUCAAAUAAACGAACAGAACUGCUUGAAAUAGCUAAGCACAAAUCCCUGCAGCCGGACAGGUUCCAAAAUGUUGUGGAAAGCCUUCCUGGAAGAGUGGAGGCUGUUAUUGCAACAAAAGGGGGGAGCAACUCCAUCUUAAUGCUGGUGGUUUUGGAAUGACACGUCCAGCAACCACAUGGGUGUCAUGUUUGAGUGUACACAUACUUUUGUAGUGUAAGCCAAGAGACGUGAAAACAGUAUGUUGUCCUCUGUUGGACAGAUAUGAACAUUACUGCUGCACCAUUUUUAUGAAAAGCUGUAGUUCUGUAUUUGGUCAGAGGAUGGCACUACAGUACCCAUGAUGAUGUGAAGCAUGUGGGAAUGAGAAUGUACUGCAAAUACAGUUAUUCCCAAGUAUAGGUACAGUCAUACCCAGCAUGGUAAAAUGAACAAGGGAAAUGAAAUUCUGCAGAAGAAUUUGGUUGGGGAAUGUUUGAGAAUAUAUAAAUGCUUUCCCCUGACGCCUCAGCGAUCAUUUCCACAGAACAGUGGAUGAAAUUCCACAGUGCAGAAAUCCCUUUUUAAAACAGAAACACUUAAUAGUUUUGCUUUUGAUAGGAUGAAAACCAGUUAAAAUGUACCAGUACCAGUAUG